Molecule: messenger RNA, 1110 nt
Organism: Australozyma saopauloensis
Lineage: Eukaryota; Fungi; Ascomycota; Pichiomycetes; Serinales; Metschnikowiaceae
Product: Nem1-Spo7 phosphatase catalytic subunit
Exons: 1
Coding region: 1-1110 (369 amino acids)
Molecular function (GO): phosphoprotein phosphatase activity
Source: RefSeq, a predicted model, not a curated record
AUGAAUUCAGUAAAAAAAUUGGUCUUCUCUGUGGAGUCGUAUUACCCAGGACAUCCGGUCAGCUGCCUUGCAGAUAAGAUGGUUGAUUCAGAGAAGGAGCCAACUAAUAGACCCACCGAGAUGGCAAUCAUACCAGAAGACGAUUCCCUCGAUAUCAAUCCCGAAUCUGAAAAACCUCUGAAGAAUAGCCUGGACAAAGCGACUCCGCAGCAGCCGUUUUCGUCCCUAAGCGCCAUACUUUAUACCAUCUUUGUGAGGCCCUUUCUAUUGGUCUGGCUCCUAAUAUCGUUCCCAUUCUUAUAUAUAUUCGGUUCGGAAUAUCCAUCUGUUGCUCCUGAAAACUCAAUGGCGGCUGACUCUGGAAAGGAUAGAAUUGACGAGCAGAUUGCUUUGCUCAAGCAAGAGAAAUUGAUAGCGAACCAUAUCAAAACGCCCACUGCAUCAAAAUAUAUACUCCCGCCGCCUCCACGGCUUUUUCCUCUCUCCAGGAAUCCAGAAAAAAGACGUCGCAAGAAAACCCUUCUUCUUGAUCUUGACGAAACCCUCAUCCAUUCCCUCUCCCGAGGGACGCCUCGAUCCUUAGGUUCCAGUGGCAGCUGUCACAUGAUCGAAUUAAAAGUUAACAAUGUUGCCACCCUUUACUAUGUUUAUAAACGGCCCUUUUGUGAUUUCUUUCUAAAAGAAGUUAGCAAAUGGUUUGAUCUUCAGAUUUUCACCGCUAGUGUGAAAGAAUACGCAGAUCCAAUCAUUGAUUGGUUGGAAAGUGAUAUUGUGGACCAUAAAACUCAUGCUGUGGGAAACAGCCAAGUCUUCACUAAGCGAUACUAUAGAAAUGACUGCUCGUACCGGCCUGGAGUCGGAUAUAUCAAGGAUUUGUCUCUAUUCUUUCCAAAGCAAGACGAUCUUAAGAACGUCAUUAUUUUGGAUAAUUCACCAGUGAGUUAUGCUCUCCACGAAGAUAAUGCUGUGAUGAUUGAGGGUUGGAUCAACGACCAGGGCGAUAGAGACUUACUCAAUCUACUCCCCUUGCUCUACAGCUUGAGCUUAUGUAUAGAUGUCCGAUAUAUCCUCGGACUACGGAGUGGUGAAAAAAUGUUUGAAAACGUAUAG